Echinococcus granulosus is the source of this 1758-nucleotide messenger RNA. RefSeq names its product RNA polymerase II-associated factor. Gene Ontology annotation, cellular component: Cdc73/Paf1 complex. The record is from RefSeq and is a predicted model, not a curated record. Lineage: Eukaryota; Metazoa; Platyhelminthes; Cestoda; Cyclophyllidea; Taeniidae. Gene Ontology annotation, molecular function: chromatin binding; RNA polymerase II complex binding. The transcript is spliced from 10 exons. The coding region runs from base 1 to 1758 and encodes 585 amino acids. Gene Ontology annotation, biological process: transcription elongation by RNA polymerase II.
AUGACUGACGACAUCCCUAAGGAUCGCGUCAAGGAACUUAGACAGGAGGCUAUUCUUUGCCGUGUAAAGUACCACAAUAAUCUUCCAGAACUCCCAUUUGAUCCCAAGUUUUUACCAUAUCCAUUCGAGCCCACGAGAUUUGUGCAAUAUGCUGCGACUUCCCUUGAGAGAAACCACAAGCACGAACUCUUAUGCGAAACUGAUGUCGGAGUUGAUGUCGAUCUUAUUGAUCCAUCUGCAUUUAAAACAGAUCGCACAGCUUCUCUUCAUCCUGACGAUGAAAAACUUUUGGAAGAUGAUGAUCCUAAUGCAAUAAAUGAUAGGAGAUCUCGGCAUCAACGUUCGGUUGCAUGGUUGCGCAAGACGGAAUACCUUUCCACCGAACAUUACAAUAAGUGGAAUAAAUCAGAGAAGAUCGAGACAAAACUUGGUCACAAUGUUAAACAGCGAUUUGCUGAGGAAAUCGUGUAUCGUGACAGAGAAAGUCAAAUUAAUGCUAUCGAAGCUACAUUUACUGCUGCUAAAAAACCGAUUCAGAGGCACUACAGCAAGCCAGGCGUUCACGCUGUUGAAGUUCUGCCUCUUCUCCCCGACUUCAAGUUGUGGCGUUAUCCCUGCGCCCAAGUCAUUUUUGAUGAUGACCCAGCUCGUAAGGGAAUAUCUGCUGCCGAACAGCGCGAAGAAGUUAACCAAGCUGUUAUUAGGGGUAUGGUGGAUGAGACUGGUGAUCACUUCGUUGUUUAUUUCUUACCCACUGAAGAGACCAAACAACAGCGGCGUUUUGAUGCUGAAAAUCAUGUUGCGUUUACAGAAGGCGCCUCUUAUGAAUAUGAAAAGGCGCGUGAAUACAAUUGGAAUGUGAAAAAUAAGACAAUGACUAACUAUGAAGAGAACUACUUUUUUGUUUUCCGUAAAGACGACAAGGAUUGUCCUGCGGGUGUCUACUACAACGAGCUGGAGACUCGUGUGAGACUCAGCAAACGUAGGAAGGUGCAAUCGAGUUUUGGAGGUGGGCCCAUGGCGCCACCACAGCCGCCCUCUAAGAUGCGUUUGGUUGUGCAGCACAGAGACUUCACAUACGAGGAGCUGCAAGCACAAACAGCGCGUCUGGACAUGCUCAAGCAUGAGUCAGAGGACGAAGAGGAAGAAGAGGAGGCUGAGCAAGAGCACCCUGAAGCUCAAGAAAGCGAGGGCGAGGCGCAAAAGAAUCACUCCCCUCUACUUGAAUCUCCCUCUCCGGCGUCUGGAGCAAAACGGGGGCCCCAGUUGCAUUCAGAUAGCGAGGGAGAACACAGCAGUCUAGAGGGUGAUGAGGAGGCGGAACAGAAAGCUACACUACAGAGUCACUUAGGGACGAGGCGAUCUUCAACAAAGCGCUCCACAACUGCUGCUGUCUUCUCAGACGAUGAUGACGAGGAAGAAGAGGAGGGAGCCGACAAGGAGGAAGAAGAGGAAGGGAAGGAGAUACAUGACACUCGUCACUCCGUAUCAUCGGACCUCUCUAAUGACAGUCCACCGCGAACCCAAUCGCCGAUACCCAGUCGCUUUUCAUCGAAAAGACCGACUCGUAAAAGAUCAUUCACGGAAGUUGAAGACAACAGCGGAAGUGAUAAUGAGGAUGAGCGUUCUCCUUCACCACCACCGUCGCAUCGGCGUCGUCAAGAGUUUACCCCUGCACCCAGACCUUCUGUCAACUCCUCCUCCAGGCGUCCCGUCCUUAGUGAGAGUGAUGACGAUCUUAGUAGUCUCAGUGGUUAA